GUGUUAAUCCGGAAAAAUGAAUGGAGGAAAGGAGAGUGAGCGAGGGGACGGAGAGGUGCAGACCGCACCCGCCCAGGUACCCAUCGGCUGGAAACGCAAGGUGGAUCCCACGGGGGUUGUUUAUAUAAGUCCCAGUGGCUCCGUGCUGUCCUGCCUUGAGCAGGUAAAAUCGUACCUGCUCACAGAUGGGACCUGCAAGUGUGGCCUGGAGUGUCCUCUCAUCUUACCCAAGGUGUUUAAUUUUGAUCCUGGGGCUGCUGUCAAGCAAAGGACUGCGGAGGACGUCAAGGCUGAUGAGGAUGUCACAAAACUCUGCAUCCACAAGAGGAAGCUCAUUGCUGUGGCCACUCUGCACAAGAGUAUGGAGUUACCUCACCCUUCCCUUACACUCACCAGUCCAGGCGGAGGCACAAGUGCUACUUCUGUAGCCCCAUCGCGUUCUGCCACCCCACGAGCAAUAAGGACUAAGCCCCAUGAUGGGCUGCCCAACUCUACGCUAUCUGACUGUAAGAACCCUUUUAAGAUGAUGAUGGCAGCCGGUCAGAGGCACUACACUGCAGAGUUGAGCGGUGCUCAGCAGCAGGAGCUUUACUCUGGCUUCCAGAGACAGAGGCUGGGUAGCAGUGAACCGGGGCCCAGGUCUCCCUACCGCAGUGGACAUGGAGGCAUGCUCAGCCCAGCCUCGUCUGGCUCACAGGUUUAUGGGGAUGGUUCCCUCUCACCAAGGACAGACCCACUGGGAAGUCCUGAUGCGUUUUCGCGGAGCAACCCCUGUGGUUUCCCAGGGGCUGGGAGUCCCAGCCCAAUUCAUGGUAACAGCAGAAUUGCUCUCUCCCCGCCCGGUAUAGUGAUCCAUGGCUCUCCAGCCACCCAGUCAUCCUGUGCCAUGGCUGGAAGGACUAACACGCCUCUCUCCCCCACUGCAAACAAAAGCCCUGUCAUGAAAAAGCCCCAGUGUAACGUAAACUACCCACCUGGCAUGGAUAUGACAAGAGCAGUGUUUCAUCACAAGCCCCAAUCUGCACCUCAUUCUGCGCCUCCACCCACCAUUCCCCCCUCUUGCACCAUGCAGAAAAAACAGAUGACCUCCGAGAAGGACCCGUUGGGUAUUCUGGACCCCAUCCCAAGUAAACCGCUAAGCCAGGGUCCCAUGGCAAAUCCUGGCUCAGCCAACUUUCAGCCCAAUGCCCACUCUCAGGUACCAAUGAUGAAUGUAAACAUCCCUCCCGCCAUUGUCCCGUUGCCAAGCAACCUUCCUUUACCAACAGUGAAGCCGGGACCUAUUAGCCAUGGUGGGCACAUGCAGAGAACUCAGCAAGCAGCCACUUCCAUCUCCCCUUCCCCCGUCACCUCACCUGUGCACAUGGCAGGACCUGGCCUGGCUCGGAUGGAGGCGUCCCCACAACGGUCUCGCUCCUCUUCCACCUCAUCUGAGCAUGGGAGCUUUGCCAUGCCUGGGGGGCACCAGACAGCCUGUGGUAGCAUCAAAGUGCCACCAAGAUCUCCUAGAUCCUCCAUGGGCUCCCCUAGACCUUCCAUGCCUUCCAGCCCCUCGGCCAAACCUGACUCACUCCAUCAGUACAAAGAUAUCCCCAACCAACUGCUGGCUGGGAUGGGUAACACCAUCAGCAGUCAGCACAACACCAUGUUCGCUCCUGCAUCAAGCAGCAACGCCCAGCAGAAGAACCACCCUGGCCUCCUGGGCAUGCCCCUGAACCAGAUCCUCAAUCAGCAUAAUGCUGCCUCCUUCCCUGCCAGCAGCCUUUUGUCAGCAGCAGCCAAAGCACAGCUAGCAAAUCAAAACAAACUGGUUGUCACCAGUAACAUGGGCACCAGUGGCACUGGUAUGGGUGGUGGUGCUGGAGGUGUGGUGAGUGGUAGCACAGGCAUGGGCAAUGUAGGUGGUGGCAGCAGUGGCAGCAUACACCCUUCCACUCUUGGAGGAGGUAGUGGUGGUGGAGGAAGUGGCAGGGGCGUAGAUGGGCAUAGCUCUUUAAACCAGAUGCUUCCCCCCAACUCCACCAUGCUAAUACCUAUGAGUGAAGGGCAAAGCGGUCGGGCGGCAUUGCGAGACAAACUCAUGGCCCAGCAGCGGGAUCCCCUCCGAAAGCGCAAACAACCCUCCAACACUAACCACGACAACAUGGUCUUCAACAUGCUCAAACCUGACAUGGGAGGCCCCAGACCUCCCUGUCCACCUGAGCAAAUGAGAAAGGCUCCCAGGCUUGGAGGGCUAGCUCCCAACACCUCCAUGGCCCAGCUGCUGCAGUCCAUGAGCAACCAGAGUUCCCACAUGGCUCAGAACAGUCGGCCAGCCUGUACAGGGCCCAUGCCACCAGGACCUGGCCAGAUGCACUUUGGUGAAGGAGGAGUGCCCUCCAACCAUGCCCAGCAAAGUCUGCAGGUGCAACAGCGACUUCAUGGACCAGUGGAUCCAAUGCACUGUCCCACCAUGGAGAUGGCUGGUCCCCAAGGCCCCCAGAAUCAGUACUCUGGGAUGAUGAACCAGAUGCAGACAGCAUCUAUGGGGAACUGUGGACCCAUUGGACAGAGUGGACAGGUUCCCCUCGGCAACCCUUCAAUUGGACAUCCAACCACUCAUCCACAGCAGCUGGCUCAUUUGCAUCAACAGCCUCAAAGCCAUCCUCAGGGGCAUGGUCGGCCAAACAUGUCCUGUAUGGUACCCAACAGCAAUGAUGGCAGCUGCACCCAAGUCAUGUCCGAGCCAGGUGAUGUGUCCUCGCUGAACUGCAGUAUGGGUAAUCCUCAGAUGGGUGGACUCAUGGGCAGCUCUGGUCACAUGUACCAGCAGCACGGUCAGCAGCCGCAGCAGCUGCACCCAGGACUCCAGGGCAUACACAGGGUCUCUCCGUACCAAGGGCAGGGGCAGCCCUACCAAGAAAACCCCUUUCCUGGCAACCCGUCUAACUCCAUGGCCUGUCUCUACCAAGAGUACCAAGGACGCAUGCAGGAGAAUGUCCCAGUCUCCCACACACAGAUGAAUGCUCAGGCUGCUAUGACAUCACUUCCUGUGGAGUCGGGGAUGUUUCAGGAGGGCCAGCAUGAGUUGCAGAGUCAGAGCGAGGUCACAGGAUGUCAGGGGUCAGGAGAGAGGCUGCCAGGGGGUGGCGCAGAGGCAGUCGAUGCGAUUUACCGAGCGGUGGUGGACGCAGCGAGUAAGGGCAUGCACGUCGUGAUCACAACGACAGUCAGUGGCACCACACAGGCCAGCCCAGUGCCCGCUCUUAGUGCCAUGAGUGCCUUCACUGCCUCCAUCGGCGAGCCAGUUAGCCUACCGCACGCCGUAAAUGCCGUCAUCCAUGGUCAGAGAGGCCCUGAGCCUGACGCCCUGCCUCAGCCACGUGCCCACCAGCCACGCGCCGUGCGGCCACGCAGGAACUCCGAGCAGGGUAAGGCAAUGCCCGACAGCACUGAGGCCCAUGAGUACUUCAGGCCGCCUGGGGCAGGCACCCCCAGGGGCCAGUGGGAGGGAGAUGGCGCUGGCCACACCCAGUGGAAAGGGGAGGAGUUUCUGGAGUGUUCCACACAGGUAAGGAGUAGCCCGGCGCCGCCGUGCCCAGCCGAGACGCCGCAUGAGCAUGGGGACAAGGCCCUGCCGGAGGACGGUUUCCGCGCAAACCACUGCAGCCGCACCCCCGUCAACUUCAAAGAGCGUCUGGAGCAAACGGUGGAGCGCUGCACCCACGUUAACGGAGGCCUGCCCGGCCGCGGCUAUGCUGACACGCUUACUGGGGACGACCAGUCGCCCAGCUCGUCCACCAGUCUGGAGGGAGCCGUGUUGAAAGAGUACAGCCACUUUAACGGGCAUUAUAACGGCUGUGCACCCAGUCCUUCUGACACCAAAAGCCUCAGCAGCGAGGAAGAGCUGCGGCACCCAGACUCUCCCUCCACAGAACUGCUACACUAUCGCUCCAGAACCUUCCACAUGGGCGAGCUGGUGUGGGGGCCCAUUAAAGGCUUCCCACCAUGGCCCGCAAAACUAGCGGGCGAAGAACACGUGCACAGUGCCACCGUGCAUCUGUCUGAACAAGCCAAGGUGGAGCCAGAGAAGCUGAAAACACUAACACAAGACCUGGAGGCACUUGAUAGAGCUACCAAGAGGAACAGAAAGGCUGGGAUGCUGAAUAAUCAUUUAGAAGCUGCUAUACACGAGGCCAUGAGUGAGCUGGACAAGAUGUCAGGCACUGUCCACCAGAUUCCGUCAAGAGACAGACAGAUGAAGCUGCCCAAGCCCAAGAGAAGGAAAAUUUCCAGAUAACAGUGAAUGUGAGGCUCUUUGGUGCAGUAUCCAGCCUUGGACCCCGAGUUCCUGUUGUCUCUCUAUCUCUCUUUCUCUCUCUACUGUCAAUUUCCCCAGGUGCUACACUUCUACAUAGUGGUACAUCA
Messenger RNA from Chanos chanos (milkfish), 4407 nucleotides. RefSeq names its product methyl-CpG binding domain protein 5 (gene mbd5). Gene Ontology annotation, cellular component: chromocenter; nucleus. NCBI's taxonomy places the organism in Eukaryota, Metazoa, Chordata, Actinopteri, Gonorynchiformes, Chanidae. The transcript is spliced from 9 exons. The record is from RefSeq and is a predicted model, not a curated record. The coding region runs from base 17 to 4279 and encodes 1420 amino acids. Gene Ontology annotation, molecular function: DNA binding; chromatin binding.